Molecule: messenger RNA, 1708 nt
Organism: Plodia interpunctella (Indianmeal moth)
Lineage: Eukaryota; Metazoa; Arthropoda; Insecta; Lepidoptera; Pyralidae
Gene: BAEE
Product: CLIP domain-containing serine protease HP8-like
Exons: 8
Coding region: 249-1421 (390 amino acids)
Biological process (GO): proteolysis
Molecular function (GO): serine-type endopeptidase activity
Source: RefSeq, a predicted model, not a curated record
GACCGCAACAUCACCUGAAUAGCCGCUACGUGGUUUGUCUUGUUUGCUGUUGUAUGUAUUUACAUCUCACUUAAAUGGCGAAGCUUCCGCCAAAACAUGUUGCCAUUUGGGUGAUAACCUCAUAUUAUUCGAAUUGAUAACCUCAAGCUAGAGGCAAAGUCAGGGUCGGAUGGUGAAGCUAUCAGUCGCCGCCGAGCGCUCCUCUGCAGCACAUCCGAGCUUCGCAUUCAAUGUUAUAAAUAAACAAAAUGGACGCGUCGAUAAUUAAGUAUAUUACAGUUUGGAUGGUUGUUUCCUUAUCUGGAAUAUACGCACAGCGGUGUCAAGGUGGCGCCGAUUGCAUAGUUCUACAAGAUUGCGUAGGAUUAUACAAUCAACUGCAGCAGGGAGCUAGCAAUCAAUUGACGCAACUCCUGCGCACACUGCAUUGCGGGUUUGAUGCCAAUACGCCGAAGAUAUGCUGCCCGCCGGAAUUCAGCGGAGCCAGUAAUGGAGCCACCAACAGCGUGCCAGAGACGAGCAACCUGGAGUCGCGGGUGCGACAGCCCAGCUCGCUGCUGCCGGGCUACGACACGUGCGGCAUACAGAAUGAUGACAGGAUCGUCGGCGGCACCAGGGCCGACAUCGACGAGCAUCCGUGGAUGGCGCUCCUGAGAUACGACAAACCGAAAGGAUGGGGCUUUUACUGCGGUGGUGUCCUGAUUUCUCAGCGAUACGUGAUGACAGCCGCUCACUGCGUCAAAGGAGACGAUCUACCACCAAACUGGAGGCUAUCACAAGUGCGUCUCGGCGAGUGGAACACCUCAAGCUCUGAAGACUGCGUGGGAGACGACUGCAGCGGCCCUGUGCAGGACAUCCCUAUCGAAAAGGUCAUCGCUCACGAGGGAUACAACCCUUCGGACACCAACCAACAUAACGACAUUGCUCUGCUGAGGCUGUCUCGAAAUGUUCGAUACAACGACUUUGUGAAGCCGAUAUGCCUCCCUACCGACAGCGCCUUGAAAAGAAACUCGUUUGUCGGGUUCGACAUGGAGGUCGCUGGCUGGGGCAAAACAGAGUCUCAAGAACCUGUGAGAUCGAAAGGGAAUCGCAAGGAUUUAGAAGAAUCAGGAUCAGAAUCGGAGGUAAAAUUAAAAGUCCGGGUUCCGGUGGUGAGUAACAACGAAUGUUCAGACGUGUACAGCCGCGUGAGUCGGCGGAUCAGCAACAACCAGCUGUGCGCCGGCGGUGUCUCCGGCGAGGACUCGUGUCGCGGGGACUCCGGCGGCGCCCUCAUGGGGAAAGUGCCUUCCGUCAACAACUGGGUCGCUGUGGGGGUCGUCUCCUACGGCCCGUCCCCGUGCGGGACCCCAGGUUGGCCCGGAGUCUAUACCAGGGUCGGAGCGUACGUUGAUUGGAUCACUAGCAAAGUCAGACCUUAAUUAUUUUUUUACGUAAUUAUUAUGUAGUAUUCUGAUAAAAUAGCAAUGUUGUAUACUUGAAGAGAAUUGUAUCGUACCUAGUCACAAAAUGCCAUUCUGUGCCAUUAAUAAAUCAAAUAGAAUUUAAUUCUGCUAAUUACUUAGGUAAAUGUACAAUAUGUUUUUGUCACUCAAGGCAACAUCGUAUAAAUGUGUAAUACUGUGAUUUGAAUUUUCAACUUUUCUAAGCGUUUUACAAACCAAACGUCAUUUUGGGAAUCGUUAAAAUAAAGAAAUAAAAUUAUCAA